GAAGAGGGAGCAGUGCGGAAAUCAUCGUCACCGAUUUCGCCGUACACAGGGUGUGCGCACGUACACGGUGAAUAUAUCGAUCGACGCGGCGGCGGCGGCUUCGGCGGAGGUGUACGGUCGCUGAUGCCUUCCCCACUACAGCUUCGUCGGCGGCGGCGGCGGCGGCGGGAAGAAGGGCGCUCGUUCCUCGUUGUCUAGCGGUGAACGCUACCGACACGCACCGACACCGGCGGGACGUGGCGUCGUCGCGCACACAACGUCCCGAGUCCACGUCCACAGCGGUACGCCGUGAGUUAGGUCGCGCGGCCACCGUGUGCGCGCCGUACACCUACUAAAUCAUAUACACUACAUCACUACAGUUGUCUGCGGCCGCGUGUUGUUCGGGUGUCGGUGCGUGCGAUGCGAUCCCGGUCGCGGGUUACCGGUGGCACGACGACGACAACAGCUGACGACGAAGACGACUGGCAUGGCCACAACGAUAGCAGCACCUCGCAGCUGAAUCGUGAACAACGGCCGAGAUCGCGAGAACGCCGCGUCGCCGCGGGUACCAACACCGCCGCGGAUAUCACCAUCGACGCGGGUACCACCACCACCAACACCAGCACUACUAUCACUUCGUCCUCCGAUCGUAUUAUUUCGAAAAUAUUAAACAAUGAGUCUAAAAAAAAAACCCAAAGAAGAAGACCACGAAGCACUGGCAGAAGACGAAGCUAUCACAGAUGGUCAAAACUAUAUACUUGUUCCUCCAGACGGAGGAUGGGGCUGGCUGGUGCUUCUAGGCAGCACACUAGUCAAUAUGUUGAUACCAGGCACACUUAAGUCAUUUGGGGUGCUUUUCGUAGAGUUUACUGAAGCAUUUCAUGCAUCAGAGACCGCAGCGUCCUGGAUACCGGCCAUAUGCUAUUUUCUCUACUGUUCUUUGGGUCCUGUUUCGAGUUACCUGUCAUCAAUAUACUCGUAUCAGAUGGUGACACUAAUAGGAGGUACUUUGGCUUCUCUGGGUUUGAUGCUUUGCUAUUUCGCUAACUCCGUCACAUUUCUUUACUUCAGUUAUGGGAUGAUGUUUGGAUGCGGCGCGGGUCUAGCCUUCCCACCGGGCAUAUUCAUUGUGACUUCAUACUUCGUCAAAUACCGUGGGUUCGCUAACGGAGUGGCCAUAUCUGGCAGCUGCCUGGGUUCCAUGUUCUUGCCACCGUUCCUAGGAUAUCUGAUCGACAACUACGGUUACAAGGAAACGGUGCUGAUACUCGGUGCGUUAACGCUCAACGUGUGGGUGGGCGCGUUGCUAUAUCAUCCGGUAGAACAGCACAUGGUCAAGCAGUACACUGACGAGUACGAAUACGUGAAUGACGGGCCGGAAAGCUGCGGCGAAGCGGAUGCGGUGUCCAUCACCAUGUCGGCGACAGUGGACUUGCGCAACGCAACGGUGACCGGUGGCAAAAGUCUAACGGAACUGCGGAGCUGCGGCGUGGCGGGCGACAACGACGACAACGACGAUGUCGAGGACGAUGGGCAACAGCAGGAAACGGUGUCGUUGCUGGCGCAGAAUCUCAACGGGUAUGUGAUCGUCAACGAACUGAACGCGUCCAGUGUGAAGGUGCCCGCCGACGACCAGUACCUGUUGUCCGGCAGCGGCGUCUUGGUGAUCGCGGCGGUGAAUAGCAAGGCGGCGCGGGCCGCAGCUGGCUCGCCCAAGAUGGCGUUCAGCAGCUGCAGCUUGUUGCGGACGACCGGUGCCACGAACGAUCACCAACACCACCUGGUGCCCACGUCCGCCACUAUGAUGGACGGCCGGUCCAAGGCCAACGGGUCGUCGCUGUCGUCGUUGCGAUACGUCAGCACACCGUUCCACGGCAGCACGCUGGUCAGUCUGUACGAGGAGUCGCAGCCCAAGCAGCAUCAGCAGCAGCAACAGCAGCAACAACAGCAGCAGCAGCAGCAGCAGCAUCAGAAGUUAGAGUUGGCCGCCAACGGCUUGUCGCGCCGCAAGACCAUGGCCGGGGCGCUCCAGCUGUUGUCCGAUCCGCUGUUCAUCGUCAUACUCGUGUCGAAUGCCACCACGGCCAUCGGGUACACGAACUCAGCCAUUCUGCUGCCGUCGUACGCCAUCAGCAUCGGCCACGACAAGAGUAGCUCGCAGUACCUGCUGUCCGUGGUGGCCGUUCUGGACCUAGUUGGCCGCAUUGGCGGCAGCACGCUAUCUGACUGGAUCCGGCUGGACAAGCGGUACUACUACCUCAGCGGUCUGGUGCUGUCCGGCGUCGCGCUGUUCGUGCUGCCGUUCACCGACGAUUACCCUACCAUGUGCUGCGCUUGCGCCGCGUUCGGGCUGAGCUCCGGCGUCGUGAUCGGCAUCACGGCCGUCAUCAUGGUCGACAUGCUCGGCGAGGAGCGGCUGUCCUCGUCCUACGGCAUCUCGCUGUUCUGCAACGGGCUCGUGCAGCUCAUCGGGCCGCCCGUAGCCGGCUACAUAUUCGAGACGGUCGGCUCGUACAGGCCCGUGUUCCACGGGAUGGGCGUCAUACUGCUGUUCGGGGCGUCCGUGUGGCUGAUCACGCCGUUCCUCAAAAAACCCCAUCACCAACAAUGACACGCAACGCCGCCGGCCGUCCACCAGGGUCGUCACGCAAACGCGCACGUUUAUUGAAAUACACCGCACGACCUCAUCAUAUCCGACGCGUAUGGCAUUGUACAUUGUAGUAGUAGAUAGAUAAUCAUUGCGAUACCAUUACCGAAUGAACGCGAAAUAUUUAUUACAUACAUAUGUAUUGUUAUUUGUUUGUAUUAUAUUAUAAUAUUAUACGUAGUGAGCCGACGACGACGCGUUCCUAUCGACGCGCGCGCGCGCGCACGCGACUGAGAUGGGACUACGUUACGAUCAAUUACCGCAACACGAAUGGACUGAAUUUUUAUUUAAACUUGUCUGCAUUGCUUUGUAUUUUAUUAUCUACAUAAGUAUAAUAGGGUGUACACGGACCGACGGGCAAGCGCGUGAAAAAUUUCGUUUUCCGGAACGGUAGCGUCUAUGGGAGGGGGAGGGUUGUUUAUUCGAAACAUCGGUCAAAGGGGUUCACGGUAGUUUAACGGAGCGUCAGAUUUUCACGGAGAACAGGUUAAAAUCCCUGUUAACUGUCUCGUCCGAACACACUACUGUUGCAGUGCACCAACAACAUUGCACUCCGACAAAUUCGUCGUGCACUACAUAUCGCGGGAAUCUAGAAACUUAGAAAAUCCUAAAUUUUCAGCGGGGACCACAUAAUAUAUAAAUAUGAUAACGUUCAACGGGUAGCACUCAACACCUUGUACGCUUGUGAAUGAUGUACUCACACUAUAGAUCAUUUGUUGAACAAUUUUUUAACCGUUGUGCCUGCAUGAUCAUGUAGUUGAGGAUUUUCCAAAACUUUCAAAACACACCGUGCAUUGUUAAUGCUAAAAAAAGUCGAUUAGUUAUCACGAUAUUACGUUAAAUAUGUGUUAUAUAAAGACAAUUUUUAUUAAAGAAAUUUAAGACAUCACGAAUGUAUGAGCAAUAUAGUAUUAGUUAAAUAGAUCUUUUAUUCGAAUAAAUAUAUCAUAUUUUCUUGUAAUACAUAAAUGCGUCAUCGCUCUUACAACAUAAACACAACAUAAUUGGCUACUCAUACACAUAUUACAGUAUUUAUAGAGUGAGUUACCGUAUUUUCUAUAUAACAAUUAUUAUCUGUAUUCGUUGGUGGCUCACUUAGUAUAUUUAUAGGUACGUGAAAAACAUGCAAGAGGCUGUACUUGAAAACAUAUUCGACCAUUCGAUUUUUUUACCUAUUCUUCCAGUCCCGCUUAUUCUUCCGUCGACUUGAGCAACGAAUGUUUUAUGUUAUUAUUUUUUAAUAUUAUUAUUUCACGUAGCCGUAAUAAUGAUAUGCUAAUGUUU
This is a messenger RNA of Sipha flava (yellow sugarcane aphid), 3910 nucleotides long. RefSeq names its product monocarboxylate transporter 12-like. Gene Ontology annotation, molecular function: monocarboxylic acid transmembrane transporter activity. The coding region runs from base 653 to 2590 and encodes 645 amino acids. Lineage: Eukaryota; Metazoa; Arthropoda; Insecta; Hemiptera; Aphididae. The record is from RefSeq and is a predicted model, not a curated record. The transcript is spliced from 6 exons. Gene Ontology annotation, biological process: transmembrane transport; monocarboxylic acid transport.